This is a messenger RNA of Amblyraja radiata (thorny skate), 2186 nucleotides long. RefSeq names its product coiled-coil domain-containing protein 160. Bases 724 to 1635 code for a protein of 303 amino acids. NCBI's taxonomy places the organism in Eukaryota, Metazoa, Chordata, Chondrichthyes, Rajiformes, Rajidae. The transcript has 2 exons. The record is from RefSeq and is a predicted model, not a curated record.
ACCCUCGCGGCCUGGGGCGAGCGCCGCUUCCGCCCGCGCCAUGUGCUCCGCUCCACUCGCGGACAGGCCGCGGGAGCAGCCGUGCGGGCCGGAUUAAAGCUGGCACCCUACAGCGCUGCUUCAUCGGUGCGGCACUGGCCUUCCAGCUAACGUGCCGUUCUGGCACGAACGCCAACUGGGCGGGAGGUGAACUCGGGCCCAAGCCUCAGCCCACUGUCGGCCAGCGACCUGCCUGCCCGCUGAUCCUCCCUCUUCCUCCAACCCGGCACGGACACUGCCAUCAGCACCUACCUUCCCAGCCCGCAUGAAGAGCGGGCGGCUGCCGCUGCUGCUCGCCCCUGGUCGGCUUUCCGAAAGUGGCGCGAAGAGCCGUCCACGUGACGCGGGGGCGGGGCUGCUUGCUGCCCGAGCCUCAUUAGCAUAAGGCCCCCGCAGCGUCGCUCAUUAACAUAAAACGCAGCAGCGUCGCUCAUUAACAUAAAACACAGCGGCGUCGCGCGCCGCCAGGACAACGGUUCAAAUGUGGAGCAACAACCGGCGUCAGGGCAACGCACCCGCCUCACAUUCCCCGCGUUCAGUUGUGGAGCGGUAACCGGCUGUUUGAAUGUAGAUUGCUAGCUCAACGAAACCUCCACAGACACAAAGCCGUUGAACAGACUGCCUCUAGUCAACAACGCAAUAGUUUAAAACCCGGUUCCUGGACCUUUGUGGAAAUUCCUAGAGAUGGAAAUGCAACAUUGGGUUCAGCAAUUAUUUCCACCCCGCUUCUGCGCAGAAGAUCUAUUUGUGGGAGACCACUCGCAGGUCUUGCUGCUCUCUGAACGCUUUGCUGCCAGCAGAGCCAAACGAAUUAAACAUAUUUACAAGCAGGAAAUUCAGUAUUUUCAUGAACAAAAGAAAUCAAAACGAAAAAGUCACAUGGCAGGGCUGAUUGUCCAUGAGCUGAAUCCUGCAAAUGAUCAGAUUGGCCAGAAUCACCUUCAGCUGCACGAAUCAGACAAUUUAUGUCAAACUCCCACUCAAGAGCUGUGUAUUCCAAGUACUGAGAAACAAGCAAUGGGUGCAGACAUGGAGCAAUGCAAGAUGAGAGCACAACUGGCUCUGGCCCAAACACAAAUAGCUGAGCUGAAAGCAAACUGUAACGAACUAGCAGAGAGUCUGGAAAUGAAAGGUGGUCAGCUGCGCCAAGCCCAACAAGAAUUACAGGGCAGAGCUCUGAAGGACAAUUUCAAUGUCCAAGAAAUUUGUGCAAAAGAAUUUCAAAUUAAACGUCUCAGAGAGGACCUUCAGAAUGAACUGAUGACUGUAAGCAAGCUGAGAUCAGAAGUGCAUAAGACCAGGCUCAAAUCUCAGGAACUCCAACUAAAUAAGGAGAGGCUCCUCUCAUCCUGGGAGCAGCAGGCAUUGCGACACCAGUUGGAAAAGGCUGUCUUGAUGGAGAAGAUAAAAGAACAAACUGCAAUUGACCCGAAGAAACUGCAAAUGGAACUGGAUGAGGUGAAAGCUGAACUCAGAGCAGAAAAGUGUCAUUGUGCUCGAAACAAGAAAGAUUUAGAGUUGUUGUGCAAACAUUUUGCCAGCUUACUUUCCUCAAACCCCGUUGAAGCUUUUAACACUGAAUUUAUAAGGAAAUGAAAUGACUUUGGCUUGAACUAAACUUAUUUGUUGGGUUCAAUUGAUACAUAUUUGCUGCUUUGCUGUUGGUUGAUCGCAUGCAGAGUUAAAUUGAUUUUAUACAAUUAACAUUUCUGUUGAUUGAAUACACACCCAAAUCUCUAUUCCUGGAGAGAUUUUCAGGUCAUUUCUGAUAAUUACCUGUGACCAUUAAAUACUACAAAGUGUACUUUGGUCCAUGUGUGUGCCAGGUGCUGUGAUUUCAGUAGCAACCUGCAAUGAAAGUUGCUGAACCAGUUGUGGCUGUAAUGACAGAAUGGACAGAUCGAAUCAUGCUGGAGAAAAUCAUUGGUGUUGCCUUUUCUUUGCUUUUUAAUAGCAGAUAUAAUAUAAUCUCAAUUUGAAAACUCUAUUGCUGUUUUCCUUUAAAUAUCUCCUGUUGCUAUUUCUUUUUCUCAUGUUUUCAAUUUCUUAGACAUGCUCCGUGUCUCUGCCCACUGUGCCUCUGUCCCGCGACUGUCUUGCUUGCCCUCUCUCCAUAUCUGCAUCAUUCAGUCCACCACUGUCCCUUU